AUGCAUUGGUUCAGGACUUGGAAAUUCAUGGCUCAACAGGAUAUAACAGUACAACAGCUAAUGACUCAUUUGGACUCCAUCAAGGAAGAUGUGGUGAUCCUAGAGAAAGGUGAAUUUGCAAAUCUGAGAGCAGAGAAUGAGAAAAUGAAAAUUGAAUUAGACCAAACUAAGCAACAACUAAUGCAUGAAACUAGUCGAAUCAGAGCAAAUAAUGAACUGGACAUCAACCUAGAAAGGAGCAGAGUAACAGAUGUGUUUACAGAUGAAGAAAAGCAACUUAUGGAAGCCACCACAGAAUUUACCAAAAAAGAAAAAAAAAAAAAAAAUGUUAUUUCACAGACCAGUAAUGGAAUUGACACUGAAAUUGCUUCCUUAAAAACACUAAUGGAGUCUAACAAACUUGAGACAAUUCAUUAUCUUGCAGCCUCAGUGUUUACUUACAUGGCAAUAGCACUGGGAAUUUACAGAAUCUGGAAGUAG
Cynocephalus volans (Philippine flying lemur) is the source of this 480-nucleotide messenger RNA. RefSeq names its product coiled-coil domain-containing protein 90B, mitochondrial-like. The record is from RefSeq and is a predicted model, not a curated record. NCBI's taxonomy places the organism in Eukaryota, Metazoa, Chordata, Mammalia, Dermoptera, Cynocephalidae. The transcript has 4 exons. Gene Ontology annotation, cellular component: mitochondrion. Bases 1 to 480 code for a protein of 159 amino acids.